Nelumbo nucifera (sacred lotus) is the source of this 1735-nucleotide messenger RNA. Its product is annotated as uridine/cytidine kinase UKL1, chloroplastic. Lineage: Eukaryota; Viridiplantae; Streptophyta; Magnoliopsida; Proteales; Nelumbonaceae. Gene Ontology annotation, molecular function: kinase activity; ATP binding. The record is from RefSeq and is a predicted model, not a curated record.
UUACUAUACGAUUGGUAAAGCGAAGCUAAAUAGAGGGACUGGCCAUGCCGGAGGGGGCGACGACGAUGGAUUACGUGAUGGAGGCAGCAUCUGGCGCUCACUUCUCCGGUCUGCGAUUGGAUGGUCUUCUCUCUUCUCCUUCUUCUCCUCGUUCUACUUCUUCCUCUGCAACUCUGGCUGAGAAUAACUUUCCGAAACAGCCCUUCGUCAUCGGAGUUUCGGGAGGUACGGCGUCGGGUAAGACGACGGUAUGUGACAGGAUCAUUCAACAGCUUCAUGAUCAUAGGGUCGUACUUGUCAAUCAGGAUUCCUUCUACCGUGGUUUGACUCCUGAAGAAUCAGCACGUGUUCAUGAGUACAAUUUUGAUCAUCCCGAUGCUUUCGACACUGAACAGCUUCUUGAGUGUAUUUGCAAGCUCAAAGCCGGACAGUCUGUCCAAGUUCCAAUAUAUGAUUUUAAGACCCAUCGACGCUGUUCUGAUAGUUUUCGUCAGGUAAAUGCAUCUGAUGUCAUUAUUCUGGAGGGUAUUUUGGUUUUUCAUGACCCAUGUGUGCGCAACUUGAUGAAUAUGAAGAUUUUUGUUGACACAGAUGCUGAUGUGAGGCUUGCUCGUAGAAUAAGGCGUGACACAGUUGAUAGGGGUAGAGAUGUAAACUCUGUCCUUGAACAGUAUGCGAAGUUUGUUAAACCUGCUUUUGAUGAUUUUGUUCUGCCAUCAAAGAAAUAUGCUGAUGUGAUCAUUCCCCGGGGAGGUGAUAAUCACGUUGCAAUUGAUUUGAUUGUGCAACAUAUCCGCACAAAGCUUGGUCAGCAUGACCUCUGUAAAAUAUAUCCCAAUGUGUAUGUCAUUCAAUCAACUUUCCAGAUAAGGGGGAUGCAUACAUUGAUCAGAGACAGGGAAAUAACAAAGCACGACUUCGUCUUUUAUUCAGAUCGUCUUAUUCGUCUGGUUGUUGAGCAUGGCCUUGGUCAUUUACCUUUCACUGAGAAGCAAGUAAUCACUCCUACAGGGUCAGUCUAUACAGGGGUUGACUUUUGCAAGAAAUUGUGUGGAGUAUCCAUUAUUCGAAGUGGUGAAAGCAUGGAGAAUGCAUUACGCGCAUGCUGCAAAGGAAUAAAAAUUGGAAAAAUACUGAUCCAUCGUGAUGGGGACAACGGAAAGCAGCUUAUAUAUGAGAAGCUUCCAAAAGACAUUUCUGAACGGCAUGUCCUGCUUCUGGAUCCAGUUCUUGGCACAGGUAACUCUGCUAGCCAAGCAAUUGAACUUCUCAUACAGAAAGGCGUCCAGGAGUCCCAUAUAAUUUUCCUCAAUCUCAUUUCUGCUCCCGAAGGGAUCCACUGUGUUUGCCAACGGUUCCCUUCUUUGAAGAUUGUUACCUCAGAAAUUGAUGUUGCAUUGAAUGAAGAGUUUAGAGUCAUACCUGGAAUGGGGGAAUUUGGCGAUCGCUACUUUGGCACGGAUGAUUGAUUGUUGGAGUGAACUAGUCUGCCCAUUCUGAGUUUUAGUUAAUUCAAAAUACUACUCUGGAAGAGCAGAGAGUUGAUACUGGAGAGAAUUCUGAAGAGUUUGUCAAGAAUGUUAAUACAACGUUUGAAGUACUUACAGUUUAUUUAGAUACAAAUUAAAAUGACUAUUCAAAGGCUUUGAAACAGAGGCAUUUACAUUGUAUGGCCAAACUACUGGUUAAAGCAUCUUUUUUUUACAUGUUACUAAUUAAAGUAUCUGCAACGCUA